AGGAGAUGACCAGAGACUGCGGACAGUACAGGAGAUGACCAGAGACUGCGGACAGUACAGGGAUGACCAGAGACUGCGGACAGUACAGGGAUGACCAGAGACUGCGGACACAGUACAGGGAUGACCAGAGACUGCGGACAUAGUACAGGAGAUGACCAGAGACUGCGGACAGUACAGGGAUGACCAGAGACUGCGGACAUAGUACAGGGAUGACCAGAGACUGCGGACAGUACAGGGAUGACCAGAGACUGCGGACAGUACAGGAGAUGACAGAGACUGCAGACAGUACAGGGAUGACCAGAGACUGCGGACAUAGUACAGGGAUGACCAGUGACUGCGGACAGUACAGGGAUGACCAGAGACUGCGCGGACAGUACAGGGAUGACCAGAGACUGCGGACACAGUACAGGGAUGACCAGAGACUGCGGACAGUACAG
Staurois parvus is the source of this 437-nucleotide messenger RNA. The record is from the annotation of a GenBank genome assembly. Lineage: Eukaryota; Metazoa; Chordata; Amphibia; Anura; Ranidae.